Molecule: messenger RNA, 2452 nt
Organism: Nipponia nippon (crested ibis)
Lineage: Eukaryota; Metazoa; Chordata; Aves; Pelecaniformes; Threskiornithidae
Gene: GPATCH2
Product: G-patch domain containing 2
Molecular function (GO): nucleic acid binding
Source: RefSeq, a predicted model, not a curated record
CCCUGCCCGCGGCCCCCGGCCCUGCCUCCGUCCCCCGCCCCGUCCCCCCUUGGCCCAGUCUCUGCGAAGUGGCGCCAGCCUCCCCGGGGAGCGGCCGGGGGAGGCGCCGGGUUCAUGUUCCGGGUCGCUGAGCCUACCCCGACCCGAGCUCAGGCGGCGAGAAAGAGCUGGCAUUUCAGUAGGACUAUGGAGGAGCUGGUUCACGAUCUAGUCUCAGCACUGGAAGAAAGUUCAGAGCAAGCCAGAGGAGGUUUUGCUGAUACUGGAGAUCAUUCUCGAAGUGUGUCUUGUCUUCUAAAGCGACAGGCAAGGAAAAGGAGGGGACGAAAAAGACGUUCAUUUACCAGCCAUCAUCCCUGGGAGACUGGUCACUGCUUAAGUGAAGGUUCUGAUUCCAGUUUAGAAGAAUCAAACAAAGACUACAGGGAGAAUCAUGCCAAUAAGAAAGACCACAGUGACUCCGAUGACCAGUUGUUGGUUGCUAAACGUAGGCCUUCCUCAAACUUAAAUAACAUUAGAGGCAAAAGACCUCUGUGGCAUGAACCAGAUUUGGCUGUUGACAGUUUGGGAAACAGAACUUUGCGCAGGAGAAGAAAGGUAAAACGGAUGGCAAUAGAUCUGCCAUCAGAAGUCUCUAAUGCACUGACAAUAACUCAACAGCAGGAUAACAGCAGAGAUCAAGAAAUGGACAAUGACAAUAAAUCAUACCAACACCAAGAGUUUUCUAAGAGCAAAGUGAAAAAAAGAAAAGUAGCUGCAGCUCGACAAGGACCGGAAAUCUUGGAUGAAGGGGUAGUUAUAGAAAAUGAAGAAGUGAACCAAACAAAUAAGGACAAAAUGGAGUAUGAGGAGCAAAAAGGCUCAGAUGAGAACAUGAGUGACAGUGAAUCCAGCAGUCUGAGCAGCAGUGAUGCUGGUUUGUUUACCAAUGAUGAGGGAAGACAAGGUGAUGAUGAGCAGAGUGAUUGGUUUCAUGAAAAUGAAUCUGGUGGAGCAUGUGGAAUUACAGGAGUCAUUCCAUGGUGGGAACAAGAAGACUCUACAGAGCUGGAGAGAGAAUUGCCUGAUCCAGUCUUUGAAAGUAUCUUAACUGGUACUUUCCCUCUUAUGUCCCGUUCAGGGAGGAGAGGUUUCCAGGGUAGAUUUAGUCAUCUUCAUGGAGUGCCAGCAAGAAACAUAAAAAAGGCUUCAGGAAACCAGAAUGCAUUGAUAACUCCAGGACCAGGUGGUAGCAGGAAAACAGUUCACUUGUCCCAGGAUUCUCUUCACCAUGACCACUGGUUUAGCCCUGGGGCUAGGAAGGAACAUAGCCAGCUUCAACUCUUGCGCGACAACCGAUCGGAGAGAGGACACAAGAAGAACAGCUCUGUAAAAACAGCUAGCAGGCAAACCAGUGUACAUUUAGGAUCAUUGUGCAUGGGAGACAUCAAACGGAGAAGGAAAGCUGCUCCCCUGCCAGGACCCACAGGGUUUGUAGGUGAAAACACCCAACCAAUCCCAGAAAACAACAUUGGAAACAGAAUGCUUCAGAGUAUGGGCUGGACCCCUGGCACGGGCCUUGGACCAGACGGCAAAGGGAUAGCAGAGCCAAUACGAGCCAUCCAGAGACCAAAAGGACUCGGACUUGGAUUUAGCUGACAGAAAGGCACUCUGGCUGCCCGAUUGAAAAGAAAGCUCAAAAUCAAUUUUAAAAGACCAAAAAAAAAGAAAAAAAAGGCAAACAUAUUAUUCGUUAUGAUCAGCAAAUCCAGUUAUUCUUCUCUCAAAGAUCACUGAAGUCAAUGUGCUUCACAUUAGCUACACCAGCUGCAAGGUACAGCCACAGUGACAGAAUCGGCAUUCGAGUCUAACUUUAUAAUGGUGCUAAAGUGUACAAAAACUUCUACUUUUUUUUAUUUUCUGUGGUCUUAAAGUUUGUAUUAAGCAUAAAAUUCAGUAUAUUCGCUUUUUUUCAUAAAAGCUUCUGACACAGCAGGUUUUAGUAUAUAAGGAAAUUUUUUUUUGUAACUAUAAUUUCAUCUCGAGAGUCUUGAUAAGAUUUGUCAAGGAAAAUUGAACUUUUUACAGCUGUUGUGUUUUCCCCCUUUUCAGGCAAAGUUUCCAAACCUGGUAUUUCUAGUGUUUAACAAUAUUUGAGGAUAAGCUGUCAUUUUGUCCAUAAGAUAUACACGUUUCCCACUGGAAGGUGAUAUGAUAUGCAAUUUUGUAUAAGAGCAUGAAAACUGCCUUUGUUGUCAUAGGAAUGAACACCAUUAUCACUGUCUUCCACAUUCAAGCUCAAAAGUAAAGCUUUUAUACUUGUUUUUACAUUUACAGGAUUAUCUUUUUUCAGCAAACAUUUCAAAAAGUUGAAGUUUAUUCUGACUUUGGAUUUCCCUUUAUAUUAAUAAUCCUCAGUGUUUCCACAUUUAAGAAUAGUUUGAGCUUUGAACCAGGAAAUUGUAUUUUAGAG